Molecule: messenger RNA, 670 nt
Organism: Diabrotica balteata
Lineage: Eukaryota; Metazoa; Arthropoda; Insecta; Coleoptera; Chrysomelidae
Source: the annotation of a GenBank genome assembly
GUAUUAGAACAGUGUCUAUUGAAAAGUAACUAGGCAUAAAAGUCAUGCAUCCUGUAUUCUUGUUUUUGGUUGGAGCCGUAUUUGUAUACGGAGCAAAUUCAAGUGAGUGUACACCAGGUGACCGUUGGGCUGAUCCUAAUGAUUGCUCGUUGUUUUAUGAGUGUGACAGUGAGGGAAAAAUGCAGCACUGGCCAUGCCCCAUGGGAUUAUUCUUUAACAGCUCCUCAAAUAUGUGUGAUGACCCAAAUAAUGUUGAGUGCACCUGCAAACAAAGUCAAUAUUGGCCUUAUCAUGGUGACUGUACUAGGUUCUUUUACUGCAAAGACAGUAAAAUACAGCUAGCUCAAUGUCCUAAAGACUUUUUCUUUGAUGACCAGCAAAAUAUUUGUGAUCGCCACGAAAAUGUUCAUUGCUAUUCUAAACGAUUCCAAUUCUGGCCUGAUCCCCAAGAUUGUUCGAAGUAUUACGUUUAUAACCAAGAUGGUAAAAUAGGUCAUUUUGAAUGCUCCAAAGGAUUGUUCUUUAGCAAUCUAGCCAAUCUUUGUGCACCUCCCGAAGCAGUUAACUGCCCCUGGAGUAAUAAUUAAAAGUGGCGCUGACUUACAUAUACAAAGUAUUGAUCGAAGAAUACUUCAAAUGCUACAAAAACUACUUAAUUCAAUCAUUAGCU